Molecule: messenger RNA, 3998 nt
Organism: Engraulis encrasicolus (European anchovy)
Lineage: Eukaryota; Metazoa; Chordata; Actinopteri; Clupeiformes; Engraulidae
Gene: tagapb
Product: T cell activation RhoGTPase activating protein b
Exons: 14
Coding region: 232-3243 (1003 amino acids)
Biological process (GO): signal transduction; regulation of Rho protein signal transduction
Molecular function (GO): GTPase activator activity
Source: RefSeq, a predicted model, not a curated record
CAUACACACACAGAGACGCGAACUCUGCCACUGGCAGUAGCACGCAUCUGACGGUGUCAGUGUGGGACCUCUAACGUCAAGAAGAGCCUUAUAAUACCAAGGAGUGACAACGCCAGGAGUAAGACCACUACUGGAGUACUCUUCUUCCACUCUUCGUGCACUCUUCCUCGGCUCGCUUGUUCAUCUGUCCAUCCAUCGGUAUAUCCGUCUGUCGCCCUGACCUGUUCCACCAUGAGGAGGGGAAGCUAUGACGAUGCAGCUGCUUCCAUUCGGCCCCAUCUCCGCAGUCUGGCACAGAGGCGCCGCUCAGCUCCCUCCCUGGUCUUGGGGAGAGCCCUCGGGAUGCCCUGGAACUCCAUCAGGGAGGAGGAGCCUGUGGUGGCGGUGGAGCAGUGUGCCUUCGUGCUGGGGCUGUCGGCCGACGGCGCUCCUCUGCUAUUGGACGAGACCGCACAGCUGACGGAGGGACAGAAGACGUGCGACAGACACCUCUUCCUCUUCAGCCGAGAACUCGUCAUCGCCAAACUGAAGUCGACGGCAAGCUACCGUUUAAAGCAUCGUCUGAGUCUGGAGGAGCUGUGGCUGUUCUCCUGUGAUGAGGAAGAGGAUGAGGAAGAGGAAGAGGAGGAGGAUGCAGAGCGUCUGGACUUCGAUCUCAAAACAUCACUCGUGCUCGUGUGGCCCACAGCUUUCUGUGUGGUGACCUUUCGCUCGCCUGAGGUGAAAGGACGCUGGGUCGAGACCUUGAACAGAAAGAUCAGCGAGGCGCAAGAGAGAUCUGCCUCCAGCUCGCCUCCUCUAGGCUUCCUGAUGAAGGUGCUGAGUGGAAACAACAUGACUAAAACGCUAACAGGGGGAGGUACGGAAGCAGACAUGGACACACCUCCAGAGGGCAACGCCAUAGGCCCCGCCCCUCAGUGGCCGUUAUGCAACAGGGAAGAGGCAGCGAAGCAGCCCAUUGCAGGUCAUGGCGGCAGCCAGGCCAGCAAGCUGGGUCAGCUGAUCACCAGGAAGUUGAGGAGAAGCUCCACCCACUCCGGCCCUUCCGGCUCCAGGCGCAAGCUGUUCGGCCUGCCCCUCGCCAAGAUCUGCCUGGAGGACGGCAGCCUACCCAAGCCCAUCACGGAGAUUCUGCGGCUCCUGUGGAAGAACGGUCCAACCACAGAGGGCGUCUUCAGGAAGCCGGGCAACACCGGGAAGCUGAACGUCCUCAAGGAUGAGUUGAACAAGGGCCAGGAGGUGGACCUGGAGGCCCAGCACGUGCUGCUGUUGGUCGGACUGCUGAAGAGCUUCCUGAAGGAUCUGCCAGGUAGUCUGCUGGUGGACGAGAAGUAUGACGACUGGCUGGCUGCAAUGGAUAAGGAGGAUGAGGACCAGAGGGUGACAGAGAUCAAGAGCGUGAUCGAGACUCUCCCGCAGCCUCAUGUGCAGUUGCUGCAGCAGCUGCUGUGUGUGCUGCACCACAUCAGCCAGAACGCCCAGCAGAACAAGAUGGACGCCUGCAACCUGGCCGUGUGCCUCGGGCCCUCUCUCUUCCAUCGCAUGGACAGCCCCACGCACGCGCACGGCGGCCCGCUGCAGACCGACGAGCUGAAGAGAGUCACGCAGAAGGUGACGGGACUGACGCAGUUCCUGAUUGAGCGGUGCACUCGUGUGUUUGGUGAAGAGCUGCUGACCCUGUUUGGUGACCCAGAAGAGGACGAACUGGCUGACACCUCAGACUCCAUGUCGUCCCACCAACAUGACUCGGCCUACGACAGUGGAGACGCUGGGCUGGCAUCAGAAUGUGACAGCCGCCAUGGCAACGUCACAGCAACAGCGCGCAGGAAGGAUCCCACCAUGGUAACCUCGUGCUCCUCCGACGCCAUCUUCACCGCGUUCACCAACCCGCUCGACCGCCGCUGCUCCGAGCCCGCCAUCUUCCCCGCGACGAGAACGCACUCCCCGGCUCAGGGCCUGGCCCGCAGCCACGACGACUGCUCCGCCCACGCCCACGCCCACAGCCACGCCCACCUCUCACAUCACUUCCUGGAGAAGAAGCAGACGUCGGACGACUCCUUCCUGCUGCUCAGGCAGCGCGAGCGGAGGCUGGCCCAGGAGGAGACGAGGAGGCUGGGGGGAAGCCUUGUCAUGGACCCCCCCCUGCGUGGCGCCUCCUCCUCCGCAGCAGCAGGGCCCUCCUCCUCCUCCUCCUCCUCCUCCAGGGCCGACCGUGACCGCGACCGCGACCGUGACCGUGACCGUGACUGCGACCGCCGCACCUCCACCGCCUCCAGAGACUACUCCUCCUCCUGCUCCCUAGAGAGUGGCGCCUCCAACGUCUCCGAGGGCUCCGUGUUCACCAGCUCCCCGCUGGGCUCCCCCACCUCCACCAGGAGGCCCACGUCCACCUCCGCCAAGCCUAAAGGGGGUGCCCCUUCUUCUGCCACCGCCGGCUGCACUUCCUCCUCCUCCUCCUCCUCCUCCUGCUCCUCCUCCUUUACAUCCACCUCCAGGUCCCAGUCGGUGUCCGCGCUGUCAAAGCAGCCCCCGUCCCUGUCUGAGGCGCAGCUGAGGGCAGAGGGAGGAGCAGGAGGCGCAGGAGGAGAGGUGGUGAAGCGCCGCAGCCAGUCCAUGCGCGGGCCCAAGGGCCUCGGCGGCCUCUUCAACCGCGCCAGUGGGAAGCGACCUGAAGCGGCGGCCCAGAAAGAUGCCUUCGGAACCCUGCAGGAGGACUCCCAGAGAGAGGUCACCGAGACGACCACAGCCAUGACCGCCGCUGAGGCGACCGCUGUCUCCGGCGGCGACUUGAUCCGGCAUCCCGUGCACCGGCAGCGCCCCCUGUCGGCCAUUGAGGUGUUCCAGCACGUGGACAGCCGGCAGCCGGGCAAGCCGCCCUCGUACGAACAGGCACUGCUCAGCUCCGCCCAGCCCGCUCCGCCGCAGUACCGCCGCAGCAACGCCGGCGCCAUGACGGUGCACGCCGCCCGCGAGCACAGGUCGCGACCCGUCUCCAUGAACGAGGGCUUCCUGCUCAACCCGUCCUCAUACUCCCUCUCCGGACGGGACCCGGCGGCACGUUUGUCGGACAUUUUCCCGUCUGCGUUGUCAUUUGCGAGCCCCGAGGCCCUAGCGGCGGCGCCCGUGCCAUUCCGGGCCAGAGCCAUGUCAGAGUCCGUUUCCAGGACCAAGGACACUGUGGCCAGAAGGUGCAGCCAACCUCUGUUUGAGGAGCUCUCCUACUCCAAGGAGUCUUAUGUCUAACCGCUGUUCGAGGAACUCUCCUACUCCAAGGAGUCUUACGUCUAACCAGUACAGAGACCUGUACGGAGGUGCGUUUCUCCAAAGUGUAGUUGUUAGCAGUUAGCAACUUGGGUAGUUACCAAUGGGAAAUUGCAUUGCAACCAACAAAGUAGCUACCGAAGUUAGCAACUACGCUUUCGAGAAAUGCACCCCUGGGUUUGAGACCAAGAGUAGGCAUAUUGUAAAUGUGCCCCCUUUUAUUAAGGAGGAUAAUUUCGAACUGUAAAAAUCAUAGGAGUACUAGCUGUUCUAGUAUGGUUACCCAUCAAGGACACUAUUUCUCAGCCUUGAGGUGUGUACAAAUGUCUAGGUAUGUGUGUGCGCAACUUGUGCGGUUGAAUUUUCUUAAGUAGUACUAUUUAGAGUACAGAGUGCAGGUGUUAAAAACAAACAAACACAUAUAAACACAUCAAAGCUAUUUAAAAUAAAUAUGCUAAUAUAAGUUUCUUCAACAUAUUCCAGUCCUGAAGCUAUGUAAAUAAUGAGUGAAAAUAAUGCACGACGUAUUUCAUUGUUAAUAGCUUGUGAUAGUAAGAAUAAUGUUUUAUGAACUCUUUUCAAUGUCUUUUCAGUGUAUUUGUUGUAUUGCUUUGUGUUUUGUUUAUGUUCUUGAGUUUUGUUCAUGUUCUUGCACUGCACAAAUAUAACUUAGCUUUUGGUACAUACGUAUAUACUUUUGUAUUAACUACACUUUCUUUACUUUCCCACUACAAUAA